AUGCAAUGUAAGGGUUUCUUAGCCGAUUAUAUCGAGGAGCACAGGAAUAUUGCAACAACUUUCAAGCACAAGAGGACUGAGCCUGCUAUUCUCACUUAUGAGAGUAGGUCUUAUGCUUCAAACUUUAAGCAUCGAGGGAACUACUCAAAGUUUUGUGGCAGUGCUUGGUUUGAGUUCAGCAACGAUUAUGCCCUUCGUGCUGGAGAUCGUGUGGUAUUUACUCUGGACAACUCAUGCUUUGACCUCAAAGUAGUGACUUUCUGUGAUGGCGAAUUGAUUCUUCCUUUACCUUCUAUUGCUUUUGAAAACCUAAGUAAUGCAAGGUACGAGCUAGUUUGCUCUGCUGUGAUGCCCCGUGGCUUGGAGUUCAACUAUCACAACAACUGCUCGUUUGUACAUUCACUUUUUCGUACUUCAGGGAUCAUGCGCUGCAUUCCGUUCGUCCAUGUCAUGACUGCCUCAAAUACUGUGAAGUUCAUCAUGAAAAUCCCAAAGGUUGUUGUCUCUAGCUUGAGGAGCGUUGUUGACAUGCCAAUAAGUGCUAGAAUAUCUCUGGAAGCUUACCAGGGUGAUACACAUGUUAUCAUGCCAUCAUCUUUCAAGCUGUGCAAGCAAGAUGGGAGGUUGGUGAUCGAGAAGACCAGUUUCAGCGAGUUCCUCUCAGCGACUUCGUAUGCAAACGACAAUGUUGUGCUCAUCACUUUCAAUGAGUCAACUUAUGAUCGUUCAGUUUCAAUUAUCUUCCAGCGGCUUUUGUAG
Messenger RNA from Triticum turgidum subsp. durum (durum wheat), 759 nucleotides. The record is from the annotation of a GenBank genome assembly. Lineage: Eukaryota; Viridiplantae; Streptophyta; Magnoliopsida; Poales; Poaceae.